AUGCAGCAGAAUUUUCCUGGGACGCCUGGGACUUUCACCGGCCUUUUUCUGAGGAUUUUACAGUGCAUUUUCGCUGUUGGGUCGAUUGCUUUUAUGCUCUCAACCAAGACAGACAAAAAAUGGGCAACUUUCCGCCACCUGAUUAUUGCAAUGGUUUCACAAGUCACCUGGAGCUCUAUGCUUGCUGGGUUUGAUGCAUAUGCCUUGGUGAGAAAGAAGGUCCUGUGCAGUCAUGAUUUCGUUAUCGUCUUUGUGGCCGGAGACUGGGCGAUGGCGGGAAUGUCUCUUGCAGCAGCUUCUUCCUCAGCUGGCAUUGCGGUGUUGUUCUACGGCGACUUUGGAAGCUGCAAGUUUGGAGAAGAAUGCCACAAGUUCCAGAUGUCAAUUGCCUUGGCCUACAUGAGCUGGGUAACAAGUGGAAUUUCAUCUCUUAUUAUGCUUUGGCUUUUGGCUGCGGGUUAGACCUUUUCAUUG
Molecule: messenger RNA, 474 nt
Organism: Alnus glutinosa
Lineage: Eukaryota; Viridiplantae; Streptophyta; Magnoliopsida; Fagales; Betulaceae
Product: CASP-like protein 5B3
Exons: 3
Coding region: 1-462 (153 amino acids)
Cellular component (GO): plasma membrane
Source: RefSeq, a predicted model, not a curated record